Pocillopora meandrina is the source of this 1192-nucleotide messenger RNA. The record is from the annotation of a GenBank genome assembly. NCBI's taxonomy places the organism in Eukaryota, Metazoa, Cnidaria, Anthozoa, Scleractinia, Pocilloporidae.
GGUAAAAUACAGAAAUGCGACCGAAAAAUUGACCUGGCGGUCGUUUUGGACGUUUCAGCGAGUAUAAAAGAAGAAAACUUAAGCCUCGCAAAGAAAUUUGCCAAAACACUUCUAAGACGAUUCAGAAUCUCCAGAGACAACGUUCGUGUGUCGCUUGUGGCGUACUCGGAGUCGGUGAAGAUCUAUUCCGCGUUCGAGGACGACCAGGAGGAAGAAGGGCUUGAGCGAAAAGUGAACAAUGUCUUCUUUGAAGGAUCUUCCACGGCGACAUCGAAAUGCUUAACAAUAUUAAACAGUCGUCUGUUUGUGCAAGAAUCUGGGUCAAGAAUCAAGGAGUCUGGUAAGUCCUCUAAGGAAAUAACAUGUCAUUGCAGGUCAUAGACAAAAGAAAAGAUAAAGAAAUCGACUUGACUUCGCCCACGGCACUGUAGAAUAGGGAAGGAGUAUUAAUACAAGAACAAAUACAAUUUUGGCAAGUAACAUGAUGAAACGUCAUAGCGACGGUCGAACCGUUCUAAAAAGAUUAUCGUUCUGUUAUGAUACUUAAAUGCUAGUUUAUGUAGCUUUCCUUUUUCUUUUGUAGAAAAUAGAUUGAAAGAUGUUUCGGAAAUAGCAAAAGUUCGUAAGGUUCACAAAAUCACGAUAAAUAACGUGAGUUGUUUACAUUUCAAUAGAUAUGAAUAUUUGGCCUUUACGUUUUAUAAGAUAUUCAUUUGUAAACCUUUUCAAACGUUUGGUUUACUACUGAUUUUAGUCAUCGUCACAAUACAAACUACAAUGUUAAUAAUUGACUAUGAAUAUGUGAAAAUCAUUUGCGUGAAAUGCGGAUUCAAAGAUUAAUUUACAAUAAGGUUUUCUCAGUCGGUUAUCUUUGCCAACAAUGUUCUGGUUAGAAAUAUUUUAAUAGACUUGUCUUUCUUUCCGUCUUCUGUUCUUUACAGAUGUUAGAAAAGUUGCUGUUGUCGUCACGGAUGGAUUUAGUUUCAUCGGACCCGGAAUUGUAAAACUGAGGGCCGAUGAACUGAAAAACAGAGGAAUCGAAGUGUUCGCAAUCGGAAUUACCAAAAGAAUGGGGGACGACGAGUUGAUAAACUUAUCCAGCAAACCUGUCCAAAAACAUUUCUUAAGGCUAACCGAUAAGGACUCAAUCAAAAGAAUAACUGAUAACAUUGUCCAAGAAAUCUGCAAAUAG